AGCUCAUGUUGGCGACGGCCGGCACUUUUCAGUCGCCAUAGCCAAUAUUUCGGGCGGCUUUCUGACGAUACGGCGACUGCACGACGAAAAUGUGCGCCGAACAAACCAUGACGGAUUCCAACGGCGGUGCCGAUUGAUUGCGGACCUACGAACCCACGGGGGCACAAACGAGUGUGGGACGGUCGCGUGUGAAUGCGCGCGCGUAUUUACGAUACACCCGUUUCAUUGAUUGGGACGUGGUCCCGUGUCCCGUAGCGCCAGUACAGUGUUGGAGAGUGUUGGAGAGUCGGUUGGCCAGAACGAUUACCGUGUACCGUGUGUGAAAUGACAUGAGAUGUCUCGAGACGCGUACGGCGGGGGCACCCGGUCCCCAAGGGGUGUGAGAUUGCCCACUGUGGACCGGUCCCCCUCUAAAGCAUACCCCGGUGGCAGUCCGCUGGGUAGGAAGUCCUUCAGACAGACCCGAUCCGGUAACAAUUCACCGGAUCACUCGUACGGUUACCAUCACUAUUACAGGGACGAAGACCCAGGAAGUCCGAUGCUGGAGGAACGGGGAAGGUCGAUGACGGUGGGACCUGGACAUCACCGGUCCCGGAGUGCCACCAGACCAACAAACCCGAUGUCGGUCCGCUAUCAAUCAUUGGACCGCGGUCCGACCGUAGACCACGAACGAGAGUUCCUGCCGAUCAGGGACCGCAGGGACCGGUCCCUGGACCGUGGUCUCUACUUCGACGACGAGCCGUAUGCUUCGCGGUCCGCUCGGCAAUCGCCCACCGCCCACCAGCCCUUCCUGGGCGAGCUGCAACACCAGAACUCCGACCUGCAGCGCGAGCUGGGCACCCUGAAGAAGGAACUGGAACUGACCAAUCAGAAAUUGGGAUCGUCGAUGCACUCGAUCAAGACGUUCUGGAGUCCUGAGCUGAAGAAGGAGCGGGCGCUCAGGAAGGAGGAGUCGGCUAAAUACAGUUUGAUCAACGAUCAGCUCAAGUUGCUCAGUAGUGAAAACCAGAAACAAGCCAUGUUGGUGCGACAGCUCGAAGAGGAACUGCGAAUGAGAAUGCGAGGGCCCAGUAUAGAGAUGCAACAACAAAUGGAGGCGUUGUAUCAAGAAAAUGAACAUCUUACUAGAGAAAUAGCUAUUUUAAGAGACACCAUUAAGGAGCUGGAGCUGCGAAUAGAAACACAAAAGCAAACGCUGCAGGCGCGCGACGAGAGCAUCAAGAAACUACUGGAGAUGCUGCAGAACAAAGGCAUGGGAAAAGAGGAAGAAAGACAGAUGUUCCAACAAAUGCAGGCGAUGGCGCAGAAGCAGGAGCUGCAGGCCGCGAACGAGACGUUACGCACGCUGCAGAGCCAACUGGAGCUGGUGCCUUCGCCAUCCAGCUCCACAGUCAAAGUGUUGCUCGACACGAAAGACGCACGGAUCGCGACACUCGAGCGCGAGGUCCGGCUGCUGGAAAGCGAGCUGGAGCGGUUGCAGCCCCUCCAACCGCCCCAGCUUGCGCUCGCCGCCCCAGGGCCCGUCCCCAUCAAGCGACAACUGGACGAGUUCCGCAUCGAGAUCCAGCGCCGCGACCAGGAGAUCCUUGCGAUGGGCGCCAAGAUGAAGACCCUCGAGGAACAGCACCAGGACUACCAGAGGCACAUUGCCGUACUUAAGGAGUCGCUCUGCGCCAAGGAGGAGCACUACAAUAUGUUGCAGGCGGACGUCGAGGAGAUGCGUCAACGUUUGGAGGAGAAGAAUAGACACAUCGAGAAGAAGACGCAACAGUCGCAGCAAGAACGUGCCAGGGCUGCGGCUGAAAUAGCUGAGCUCAGGGAGCACAUGGACAUCAAGGAUCGGAAGAUCAACGUGCUACAGAGGAAGGUCGAAAAUCUCGAAGACCUCCUCAAAGAGAAGGACAACCAAGUGGAUAUGGCCAGAGCUAGAUUGUCAGCCAUGCAAGCUCAUCAUUGUUCGUCAGAAGGCGCCCUUUCGUCACUGGAAGAAGCAAUAGGCGAUAAAGAAAAGCAAAUGAAUCAACUCCGUGAACAACGGGACAGAGCCGAGCAAGAGAAACAAGAGGAGAGAGAAUUGCAUGAAAGAGAACUUGCCGAAUACAAAAUGAAGAUACACGCAUUGAACAGUGAGGUCGAAAAACUUACCACCAGGUUGGAACGUGCUCAGAACGAUAGGGACAGACUGGAAGCGAAGUUAGAAAGUUCUCAAAGCGAGUUGGGCAAAUCCAAAGCAGAACUGGAUAAAUGUGCCAUCGAAGUCGGCAGAAGUGGCGCCGAUUGGGAGCAGGCACGUCAAAGACUGGCACGUUUGGAGUUGGAGAACGAACGACUCCGAGGAGAUCUGGAACGUGCCCAAACCACAGCAACCACUACCACCUUCGGCAGAACGUCGUACAGCAGUUCCCACGAGUUGGACAGAUACGACAAAGAGAGGGCAGAUAAGACUUCCUCAGAUCUGAGGAAAUGCCAGGCCGAACUCAGGGUAACUCAAGCUGACAGUGAAAGAGCGCGAGCGGAAGCUUCCGGCCUACAAGAGAAAUUAGAAAAAUCUCAGGGGGAAGUGUACCGCCUCAAGGCCCGCCUAGAGAACUCACAUCAAGAACAAGAGAGCCUCCGCGAAGAAUUAGAACGGUCUCAGUCGACAACGGCGAAAUUGCACUCCGACAAGGACCGAGCAUAUGCGGAUUUGGAGAAGGCGCGAGAAGAACUGGAGCGCACGGCGGCGUCCUUGGGAAAGGCGCAACUGCAUCAGGACAAGCUACAGAACGCUCUCGACAAGGCUCAGACAGAAGCCGACAAACUACAAGAAAAGCUCGACAAGUCACUUGGGGAGACCAGAAGGAUACAACUAGAGAAAGAAAAAAUAGGGUACGAUUUAGAGAAUAUCCAAUCGCAAUUGGACAAGGCUCUCGGCCAGUCUGCUCGGUUACAGAAAGAAAAGGAAUCCUCCCUCCAAGAAGCAGAUCGCAUUAGAGAUAAAUACGAAAAAACUCAGAAUUCGAUGACAAGACUGCAAAAGGAAAGAGAUAGUUUCCAGGAUGAGUGUGAAAAGUUGAAAGAACGGGUCGAAAUGCAACUUAGCCAGAUUGCAAAGGCCCAACGAGAAAGAGCUGAUAUUGAAACCGAACUGGAUGUACUGAAAGACAGGUGGGAGAAGGCUCAUAUGUUGCAACAAAAGAUACAACUGGAAAGAGAUGAUGCACUGACUGAGAUAGACAUUCUCAAAGAUAAGCUGGAAAAGGCAAUUUAUGCUUCCCAGAAGGCGAUAGAUGACAGAGAGAACAUGCACAAGGAGUUCGAAAAGAUGUUAGAAAAAUAUGAUAGGUCACAAAGUGAUGUGUAUAGAUUACAAAACAAAUUGGAUACCGUCCAAGCUGACAAAGAAAGACAAGAAUUGGAAGUCGAGAAGCAACAACUCUUGACGACUAAAAUGCGCGAGGAUCAGCGCAAACUUCAAGAUGAGUUGCAACGACUCCAAGAAAUGUAUGAUAGGGCAUCCAUGCAACUUGGUAGGAUGAAGGAACUGGAGGAAAAAUCAAAGGAAGAACUCGAACGUAUGGGACUUGAUAUGGAAAUGGUCCGUGAGCGAUACGAAAAGGCUCAGAUCGAAAUUAGACGUUUGCAGAGCGAUAAGGAGAAAGUUCACUCAGACAACGAGCGAUUACAGUAUGAGAUUGAAAGAUCUCAUGCUCAGGCAGCUAAGGCCCAAGCCGGCUACGAAAAGAGUCAAGAAGAGAUUGCUAGACUACAAGUGGAAGUCGAGAAGGCGCAUGAGAAGCACGAUAAACUACAAAAUGAAUUUAGAAAAGUUGUUGGUGAAUACGAUGCCUUACGUGAAUCCACGGCCGGUUCUGUGGGUAGAUAUUCUAAAUAUGAUAGAGACGACCGCACUAAGGAGGAUAACGAGAGAUUGCGUGCUGAGAUAGACAGAUUGAGGGAACGUUUAGACAAAACUCUUACGGACCUCGAUAGAUCAAGAAAAGACCUCGCCGCCGUUGAGACAACUCGUAGCAAAUUCUCCUACGAACAAGAAAAGGAACGCAGUAUUGAAAUGGAGAGACUUAAGGAUGAUCUACAAAGGACUCUAACCAACAACCAGCAAUUAGAAACUAAAUUACAUGAAGUGAGCAUGCAAUUAGACUUGGCCAGGAGCGAAGUAGCCAAAGUAUCGGGAGGUCAAGAUAAGCAACGCCAUGAAUUGGAGCGAGCAGUUAUUGAAUGUGAAAAACUAAGGGACAGACAUGAAAAACUCAAAUCUCAAACUGAGAAACUCGAGAAAGACAACGAAAAAUUACGCAUGGAAUUAGCACAAGCUGAGAGAAGACAAACAUUGGCGGCUGACAAAGUUAGAAAUGACGAACGCCUUGAAAUCGAGAGAUUAAAAGAAAAAUUAGAAAAAGCGAUACAGGCAAGAGAUGCCACUGAAAUGGAAGCUGGAAGAUUAGCUCAAGAGUUAGAAAAGUCACAAUUACAUUUGGCAAAGGCUUUGGAAACCAACGAAGCAACAAAGAUAGAAUUCGAACGCAUGGCUAAUGAACUGGCUAGAAUGCACGAAAGAAUAGAACGAGACAAGCUAGAUUGGAAGACCAUGGAACAGGAAAGAGAUGUAUUAAGAGCAGAACUACAACAAGUGCGAAGUGGCAUGGAUACACAGAGAAGAACAAUUGAUCAUAGGACCCAAGAAACUUUAGUAAAGUUGCAGCAAGAACUUGCUCAGGCUUCUAGGGAAAGGGACAAGAUGGCUGCCAUGCUGGACAAGCAAGGAAGGCAGGGAGAUUCGAUAGAAAAACAGAUUAUUAAAUACGAGGCUGAUAUUAAGCAACUGACCAUGGAAAGAGACCAAUUAGUUAUACAAUUAGAAAAAUCUCAGGAUAUGUUGAUGAACUUCCAACAAGAAUUAAACCAAAGUGAAACUGAAUUAGAAAAACAAAAGGCAGAGGUGACUAGGCUGAAAAACGAGCAAAAGAGGAUGUCACAGGAUAUGGAGAGGGGCACCAAAGAUAUUCUGGAAAACAGAGACAAAGAAAUUACCAAACUUCAGCAGCAAUUGCAAAGUAUUCAGAAAGAAAGAGAUACUCACAGGCAAAGAGCAGAUAAGGCGGAAAAACUGUUGCAUGAAUCGGGAGGAAGAAGUGAUUCGGAGUUGGAGCAAUGGCGUAAAGUUGUCGAACAAGAGACAAAUAGAGCAGAUCAGGCAGAAAAAACUGCUCAAGAUCUCACAAAGAGAAUUCAGGUUAUGGAGAAGCAGUUACAACAGCAAUUACAACAAAUGGCACAGUAUCAGAAAGACAGAGGUAUUCAUCCACCGCAAGACGACAAAGAGAUGGCUAGGUUAAGGAAAGAACUUGAAAAGGCACAAACGGAUGUCAAGAAUAGUACUACAGAGAAAGAGAGACUACAAGCUCAGCUAGAGAUGUUAGUACAAGAAUUGGAGAGAAAUCAACUUGAGUUGCACGAAGCAACGAAAAAAGCGGGAGCGGCUCCACAGAAACCUGUCGAAGACCUGGGUCCACAGAAGAAGCAACUGGAGGAGGAGAGGAAGAGGAUAGAUGAACAGAAAAAGCAGAUAGAGGACCAGAGAAGAGCUGUUGAAAAUAAGGCCCGGCAAGUGGAAGAAAAAGAAAAACAAUUGAUGGAAUUAGAAAAGCAACUGAAAAAACAGAAGGAACAAAUGGACCAAUUACAGGCGUCAUUACAAAAAGCUGGCGGAAGUGCAGCAGCUGCUGGAGAACUGAACAAGAAGCUGGCACAAGCGGAGAAAAAUCUAGAAAAGGCGGAGGAAGAAGCCAAGAGGUCUGCUGCCGAAAUGGAACGACUAUUGCAGUUAGUCCAGAUGAGUCAAGAAGAGCAGAACACCAAAGAAAAACAAAUUAUGGACCUACAACAAGCCUUGAAAAAUGCUCAGGCGAAACUGAAGAACCAGCAACAAGUAAAUGCACAACUAGAAGAGCAAAGGAAAAAGGAGGAGGUAGCCGACGACGAUAACUUAAUAAUCUACAACUUACAAAGGAACAAUUCCGAAGAAUACCUGCGAAAUGAGCUCAAAUCCAAGGAGGAGUACAUCUUGGAGCUGGAAUCCACGUUGGAUUCAUACGAAGACUUAAUCAAAGAGAAUAAAAACGAACUCAAAAUACUCGAGACUAAAUUAGAGAAUAAAAAUGAUAUUAUCAACGAGCUAGAGAACAAAUCGUGUUCAGAGAACGAGAAGGAAACUCGACAAGAAAAGUUCAAUCGUGGUGAGAAGGAAUUAAGCGAAUCGGUUCAGAUGAAAGAUGAUAAAGAUAAUAGAAUAGCUGAGCUGGAAGACGCCUUAAGAGAAACUAUUCAACUCUCGACGGAAAGAGAAAUCGUUUUGCAGCAAGAGGAAAUGAAGAGGAAACAGAUCAUGGAAAAGGUUGGCAAAUUGGAACAAAGAUUGAUGUCUUUGCAAGCAGCUCAAGCUACCAGAUGUCACUCAUGUAGGCCGUACGUUGGAAGAAUGUCGAGCUUAGAAGCGAGGCUGGCUUCACUGAUUAUGGAAAGAAAACAAAAUCUCCAAGAACUUGUACACAUGAAGAGAGAAGCUUUGGAAUCUGCUAUCAGUGAGAAAGACGCCCAUCUAGCUUUGAUAGAAAUGUCCGGAAUAAGAAGCGCCAGACAAGCUGAGGAGGCUGAAAGGUUAAGAAUGGAUAAAAAGAGAUUAGUGGAUCGGCUUAAACAAGAAGUGGAAUUGAGUGUUUCUCUAAUAGAGGAUGAUGACAUCUCAGUAACUUGUUUGGAAGAUGACGAAGAUCCUUCGUCGGACAGGGCCGCGUAACCGGAAACCAAAGAACUUUUUUAAAAUGAUCUCAGCAAUAAUUAACAAAAUGAUUUAGUGUAAGGCGAAAACUCGAGGAAACCACUGCCUGAACAAAUAAAAACCCUAUUCCAUGUCUCUGCUGCGAGAAACGGGAUAUGGUGACUGUAGAUAAAAUAGUAGGAGCGUGUAAAUUUUUUAAAUUUUUGUAAAAGUUUAGAAAUGACAAUAAUUGUUAGGAAUGGGGCAGUAUUGUUUUUUAAAUAUGUUUAAAUUUAAUAUUAAUGAACAGAUAGAGGUGUUGUGACAGAAACUCAUCUUGUGAUAUUAUCGUAUAUAAUAUUAACCAAUAUCAAGAGAUGGAUGUUUCACAUUUUUAAAAUUAUAAUAAUUUGAUGCAACUUGUGAUACGAUCUGGUACAAUCUACUCGUAGGUUGUCAAAUCGUACUACGGUUAAAAAUUGGCUAUAAUUAUUUAUACAUAUACUUUAGCAUAAUAAAGGGGCAACUACGGGAUAUCGUAUCAGUGCGUCUUUUAUAUAGUUUUUGGAUUGCAACCUGAUUUUCUGUAGGUUUCUUGUAAAUACCCACUGACAAUUCGUUAUAUAAAAAGUUGAAACACCGUGUGUAAAGAUUGUGUAUGUAUAGACUGCUUUUUCAUAAAUCGUCACGAAUAUAGAGUCGGAUAUAUCUAGUUUUUAUAAAAAAUUGGAUUGAAUUGUAAACGGAGGAGUUGGUGCCUGACUAAUUAUUUGUACUAAUGGUAAUUCCAACAGGUUUUUUAUUUGUACAAAUGGACAGGCGGCUAUUUUUAAACAUUCCAGUUGUAGAUUUUAAGAGGUAGGUACUUAAGGUAAUUUAAAGACUAUAUAAAAUGUCCAAUUUCGCUCUUUAUUUUGUAUUAAGCUGUAUACUAUUAUGCACGAGUGUUCAAAAUACUAAGUCUGGAGUACAAAGUUUCUUUGGUUUUAUAUAUAAUUGCAUAUUUUUGCAAAGAACUUUCAAAAAUUCAGAAACCUCUUUCUUUAAGAAACUGACAUUGUUUUUGUACACUCCGUGCCAAAUAGAGGAGAAGUCGUCAUUUGCGGAUGGUAAAGCACUUUAACUCAUUUGUAAAGCCAACCUUCACAAUGGGAAAUUGAAGUUGGCUUUAUUCAGAUUGGGUUCAGGUGAUUCAUUUGCACGUAUACAUUUGUCAUAAACUUAAAAAAUGCCUUUAAUACAUUCAUUAUCAUAUCAUACGUAGGCCGAGCAACACUGCCAACCUCGUGCCAUUAUCAUAUAAACAAAAUGAAGGUGACUAUUGUCCAACCAGCUUUUUUCCUCUUCUUCUUCAAGAUGUUUCUAUGUCCAUAUUAGGAAGUAAAAGUUGAGAACAAAACAAUGUCCCAGUUUUGGCGGUCACUGUUUCGUGUCUUCUCUCUUGAACAAAUAAGUAUUCGGCCAUCUAGUUGUAGAAUUAGAAAUCUGCGUAGCUUAGUUAGAUUAAACAGACCAAGUGCAAACAGGCACAUAAGAAAAGCACCACGAAAAGCAAAGAGAGUUGUUUUUUGUGGUACAAGUACCUUCAAUCUUCCGUGUUAUAAGCUUGUCAAAAUACGCUGGUUGGAUAACACUAUGUGGAUAAGGUUCAGUCGCAUUUUGAGUCUAUCCACUUAAAAGGGCUAGUGUUGGUGCCGAAAUUUUUCAAAUUGUUCAUUUACUAUUCGGCGGAGAAUUCCGAUUUAUAUUUGUAAUAAUUUGUUUUGUGCAUAUUAAAAUUUCGGCCUCAUUAUUAUCCCGUUUGUUAUGCGAAUUUAUCUAUAUUGUAAUUUAACAAAUAGAAAUAACAUCCAUCAGUGUUAAAAAUAUGUUAUGGCAAUUAUUAUAUUAAGCACAAUAAGGUAACAAAAUAACAAUUGCGAUGUAUAGGUAGGUUAGUCACGGUUAUAUUUUUUUUUAAUUUUAGGUAAUGUUUUCAGGGGGGUUUUGAUGUAAAUAAUAUAAUUUUAUCAAAAACACCGGACCGGAUGCUGACAAAUGCUAUCGUUAGUAUGUAACAAUGGUAGUAUGUAUCCUGGGACCGCGUUACACGUUCUUUUGCUAAUAAUUUUUCGGAGAACUGGUAUUAAUGAACUGAUUAAAGCAUUUAAAUAAUAAUUUAGAGAAUUACUAAUUCGUAAGAUUUUCAUAAUUCUUAUCGCAUCCAUCGAAACCUCACCCUUUGUGUCACCUUACAUAUCUCAUCUUACUCUUAUAUCAAGUUGCUUUUUAUAUUAAUAAUGAUUAAAGAAAAUAUGGACUAGGAAGGAAAAAUUGUUAGAAGUUACAAUAAUAAAUGUUAAAUUAAAAAAAUUUACUCGUUGAGUAAGCCAGACCGAGUCUGCAAGUUAAAAUUUCUCACGUUCGACGCCUCCGUAACAAAAUAAGAAGUAUAACAUAAAGUUGCACCACCAGAGUUGUCAAUAUUGAAACAGAUCAUCUAUGAGAUUGUUUGUUGUUAGUUGCGGAGGUUUCAAAGGUGGGAGUCUUAUAGAAAAAUAGUCUACGUAGUUCAUGUUACUUUCUUAUGUUGAUAUCUGAUUUAUUUAUGUCACGCUGUUGUAAAAAAACAUGUUAAGACCGAUGUAUGAAAGUGUGAAAAGAAAGAUAUUAAAAAAGGGUUGUUUUAUUUGUGUAGACACUAAGGAUGUUUUGU
Molecule: messenger RNA, 9452 nt
Organism: Aethina tumida (small hive beetle)
Lineage: Eukaryota; Metazoa; Arthropoda; Insecta; Coleoptera; Nitidulidae
Gene: brp
Product: ELKS/Rab6-interacting/CAST family member 1-like
Exons: 20
Coding region: 335-6796 (2153 amino acids)
Biological process (GO): maintenance of presynaptic active zone structure; neuromuscular synaptic transmission; regulation of synaptic plasticity
Cellular component (GO): cytoskeleton of presynaptic active zone
Molecular function (GO): structural constituent of presynaptic active zone
Source: RefSeq, a predicted model, not a curated record